AGGAAACGUCAGAGGUCACUGAGUAUUCUGUAGUUGCCUUCGCUCUGAGAUGGGCGGACCACGAGGAAGAGCCACCAUGCUCCGCGGAGUUUACUCCGUGUUCCUUCUAGUAUCGUGGUGCCGGCACUGUUCAGGAUUCAUCAUACCUGCUAAAGACCUAUCAUAUGUAAAGAUUCCAUUCUUUGGUAAUGCACAAUACGAGGAAAACUUCGCCAAUAUUUCAACUACAACCUUUAAAGGUUCCAUUAUUCCCGGAGGAGACUUACCCUACAUAGACAUUCCACUGAUUGAAAAUACAGGAUAUGAUGAUAAUCACAACAGUACAUCAGUUAUACUUCAAGGCAAUUCCACAACAGGCGAGUGUAACAGCACAACGGUCUGCAGCAAGAGUGAUGACACUAUAUGCGUGAGGAAGGAUGCGGCCGCGGCGAUGGCCGGGGGGAGCCUCCUGCUGGCCCUGCUGAUGUACCUGCUGCGGCAGCGACUGGGGCCGGCCCCGCUGCCCGCCUGCAGUGCCUCCUGCAGCCCCAGCUGCCGUCUCGUCUGUUGCGGCGGCUGCUGCGACUGCCCCUGGCUGCUGGUGCGCGCUCUACUCUGGCUGUGCGGAGCACGCAACCACACACGUUCGCGUGGACACGAUCGAGACGCCGCCGCAAGGAAACCCAAGCAGAAGCUCCCCGUGCAGGAAGAACUGCUGGGGUGCGUGUCUGCGGGUGACGCGAGCGACACACCAGUCCCGCAAGGCGACAAGCCGCCGGUCGAGCCGGACUACCACGAAAUUCGGGACUAUUACAUCCUAGACAACUCCCUCAGCUACUUUGUGGUCUGCCCAGUGCACAGAUGACAGACCAGUCGUCAGGUACCGCGAGAGCUGCACCUAGCUUGCUUCCCUGCUGCGAGAUGGCUGUGUACUUGUUACACCAGCACCUCUUGCUGUAGUCGUUACGAGUUAUGUUACUCAUUCACUGCAGCCGGAAUGCAGUUUGUUUUAUUUUCAUCUAACUGAUCCUCUAAUGUUUUCGUCAGAAACACAUGUUUACUUAUAUUAAACAUGCUUUUCUGAAUUACAUAGAGCAGUGGGAAAGUAAAAAAUUUUUUUUAAGUACAUUUUACAGACGAUCUGGUUUUUUAGUUCUGAAAUAAUUCAACCCAUCGAUUUACUGUUGUUUCUGCAAGAAAAAUUUCUCUGCAGCACUUUUUAAUAUUUUUUUACCCCUUGUAUUUUACACUGCACUGUGCUAACUCUGGUGACAUGGUGAAGUGUUUGUUUAAUUGCAAUGUGCACACAUUUACAGAUUUUCCAUUGUUUCUUUGAAACUCUGCAUCGUAAUAUUUAAGAUUUUUUUUGAACUAUAGCAUAAAUUUUUAAAAUUAGUUGGAAAUGAUGAAAGGGGAAAUUUUACUUUUCAAGCCUUUUUCUUGAAUAUCACAACCUCAAACCUACAUGAUAAAAUGUAAAAAAUUUUAAAACACAAAAUGUGAUACAAUAAAGUAAACUAAUUAAUAACCAUUGACAAAUUAGUGUCUUGUGCAUGUAAUAUACACGACCUAGGAUUUGGUCUAGGUUCUAAUUUAUGUAAAUACAAUUGUAACACCAAUAAAGUUUAUUUUAUGUA
Molecule: messenger RNA, 1616 nt
Organism: Bacillus rossius redtenbacheri
Lineage: Eukaryota; Metazoa; Arthropoda; Insecta; Phasmatodea; Bacillidae
Exons: 7
Coding region: 50-844 (264 amino acids)
Source: RefSeq, a predicted model, not a curated record